AUGUCCGGUUUUGAGGUGGCAGGCGUUGUGCUUGGGGCCCUUCCCCUCGUCAUCAACGCCCUCUCGGCUUAUAGGCAAAACAGAGGGAAGAUAGCAGUCUGGAGGAGAUUCCGCGGCCUUCUGGACGACCUGCUCCACCAACUGAAGACGCAGAAGACGAACUUCUACUUGGAUAUUCUUGAGCUUCUUCGUGAAGCUAGAGUUCCGGCGGUACUUGAGGAACUGGACCCGAACGAGGACAAGUGCGUUGAGAUUCUUCAGCAUGCCAGAACCGGGACCCACGUUGAAGACUACCUGGGACAUCUUUGGGAGCCGUUUUUAGAGAUACUGGGGUAUUAUGAGAAGUACUUGAAGGAUAUUGUAUCUGGUCUUAAUAACCUUGCUCGGCCAGAGAAUGUGGGUUUCAAUAACCCGGUAUGGGCAAAGAUGAGAUUCUCAAUGGACAAGGAAAGCCUAGAUGCUCUCGUUGAAGACCUUAGCACAGAGAGAUACUCGCUCGGAAAUCUCAUCAAGCGUGUCAAGUCGAAGAGGGAAUGGGAGGCGAGGGAGCCAACGGGUACCUCGGCUACUUUGGCCCUGACCUUUGCUAAAGUAACGAAGAGUGCAACCAUGCUGUACAAGGCGGCCUGCAAGUGUUGGGCUUGCGACCAGCACGGGCUGCAUACAGUCCUGCUUCGCCUUGACCACAGGAUCCGGGAAGACUCUAACAUGAGGGGAAGGAGGGGAAGGGAGGCGCUAAUUGCGUUUGGGCUUUGCCUGCCUAUCGAAGAGGAUGUCUUGCAGGAAAUCGAGGUGGCUGCCCGUUCUCUCGACCAUUCGCAUGCCUUCGUCACGAGCCAACCCCGAUCGACAGCUAUAGGCAGUCUCUCAGUUCCCACCAUAACUGUUACGACAUUGCAGGAGUCGAGUCCUAGCCACAACAGAGUCCAGAGAAUAUGCCACAAUGCCCAGAGAGCGAGAAGACUGGGUCGAAUUCUCAGCUUGAUACUCACAUCAGACGCCCUUGAGCUCUCCGAGGAGGACAAGCCUCACCAACCGUACAGCCAUUCGACAACCCUGGCAGAGUUCCUAAGAAACACGGCACAAGACGAGGACGCGCGGAUGGGACCGAUAUUACAAACCCUACUGGCCCUGAAUGUUGUCUCGUCCGUCUUGCAGCUGCGACCGACGGCAUGGUGCAACACGCCCUGGACAAGCAAGACAAUCAAGUUCCCUACAAAGACGAACAAUGGAUCACCCAUUACCAUAUGCACUCCAUACGUGGAACAGACUUUCGACACCACCAUGCUUCAAUGCCACGACUGCACGUCCGGUCUAAACACCCAAGCCAUCAAGUCAACUAUGCUCGAGCUGGCCAUUCUCUUGCUAGAGAUCCUUCAUCAUAGAUCUCUUGAGUCUUGGGCGGAAAAGCAUGAGCAAGGAGAUAUGUGUUCGUAUGGAGAAAGGAUGCUGGGCGCUAAUCGCUGGCUGGAAAUGAGCACGGGAAGACUUCUCCCCGACCAUCUCAAGGCCGUGGAGGGAUGUCUCGAGUAUUGUGUCAAGAGCAAUCUGGCCUGGGAUAAGAGCUUCCAGAGCGGUUACUGUGAGAAUGUGAUAAAGCCGCUACAGCAGCUCACAUCGAUAUGUUAG
Messenger RNA from Fusarium vanettenii 77-13-4, 1629 nucleotides. RefSeq lists its product as uncharacterized. The coding region runs from base 1 to 1629 and encodes 542 amino acids. The record is from RefSeq and is a predicted model, not a curated record. NCBI's taxonomy places the organism in Eukaryota, Fungi, Ascomycota, Sordariomycetes, Hypocreales, Nectriaceae. The transcript is spliced from 2 exons.